Molecule: messenger RNA, 6944 nt
Organism: Danaus plexippus (monarch butterfly)
Lineage: Eukaryota; Metazoa; Arthropoda; Insecta; Lepidoptera; Nymphalidae
Gene: Jarid2
Exons: 15
Coding region: 132-4772 (1546 amino acids)
Biological process (GO): chromatin remodeling
Cellular component (GO): nucleus
Molecular function (GO): DNA binding; histone demethylase activity
Source: RefSeq, a predicted model, not a curated record
CCGUGUUGUAUCGUCUAUCGGCAGACUGCCGUCUGCCAUAUUGAUGUUUGUUCUUGCUCGAAGAUGUAAUAAAUUUCUGUUGCGUCGUUGGGGUUCCAGUUCAUAAUGAAAAAUCUUUAAAAACACGAAUCAUGAAGACAAAAGUCCAAGCUCAACGCAAGUUCGCUCAAGGUGCCUAUGUGCCGCCUGCACUCAACGUCUCUGGCGGAGGAAUAGAUAGAAGGACUGAGAUAUCACCUAUAAAAGAAAAAAGUGUCUUCCAUAAUAAAACAUCAGCGAGGUCGCUGUUGGAUAUCGUAGCGUUUAAAAAUUUACACAAACACGCCCAACCUAUAGUAUUGUUGGAACGGCUAGAAAACAGUCAUCCUUUGUGCUCAAAGGAUCGAUCAAAUCCAAUAGCCUUGGCCAAACCAUCAGGCGUUACGAUAAACAAAACAAGCCAUGAACCGAUCCCACCAGUAUCCAACGCAACACAUAGCUCGCCCAUGUCACGUGACAGAACCAGGAACGCUAGGAUCAUUACGCCCAGGCUACCCAUGCACUUGAGAUCGAGGGUAGUCACAUACGGCGAGAGAAAGAAAGUCUUGGUCUCCAAGAAGAAGAACUUUGAGAAUCGCGAGAAGAAUAUUGUUAAAAUACGGAAUUCACGUGAAUUGAGAAAGAAGAAACGACCCGACAAUUAUUCUGACGACUUCUCCAUUGACGACGACAAGCCUCUAAUGUUCUUCAGACAAAAGUCGUUGAGCUUAAAGAAAGAUGCAUCUAUGAAGCAAAGAAAGAUCAAUAAUAAACGCCCAAAGUCAGUUAAAAACUCCGAGCCAAAACCUAGAAAUAAGACUAAAAUUGUACGACCUGGCCUAAAUCUGCAAGGUAAAGAUGCAGUGAAACGUAGUUCGUCGUGUUUAGAUCAAAGCGCAGUACAAGGACCAGCGUCGUGCAGAACGAAUAUAGACCCCAUACCAGGGCUACCGUCCUCCAAUAAAAAUAUUAGCCCUAUCCUGGAAGCAGCGCCUUCCACUAAAGACGUAAUCCCUGUCCCAGAAACUUCGCCGACCACUACAAAAACUAACCCCGUUUCUGGUCUGCCAACACGCAACACCAAUACAAAUACUACACCACUGUCAUCACAAGCUGUCAUCACAAGCAACAACAAAGAGGAGGGACAAAAUCUUGGACCAUCAUUUCCAAAUAAAAACGUGGACUUUGUUCCUGGAACGGUAACACCAAAUGUAAAUGCGAAUCUUAUUAAUGUGCUUUCGACGUCCAAUUUGAUAGUGGACGCGAAUGUUAGACCAGCAUUCGCUGGUAUGAACAUGGACACGAGCGGCGGUCAAGUACCAGACAAAAUAGACGUGAACCCUUACUCCUGGCCCGCCUCCCAUAUGAAUAUGGAAACUAUUCCUGUGCAAACAUUCCCUAAUGGAAAUAUGGGACCCAUUCCGGUAACGUCCCCACCCGGUAUCAAUGUGAACCCCAUUACGGGACCACAGUCACAGAUAUACGUGGUGAAUGUACCGGGUUCAUCGUCAAAUAUAUAUGUGGUCCCCGUCCCGGGUGCAUCAACCUUUGCAUAUGCGACCCCCGUCCCAGCACCGACAUCGACGAAUUUAUACGUGGACAGUAUCCCCGGGCCAUCGUCACUGAACAUAUACAAAGAUCCUUUACCAGGGCCGUCAUGCACGGGCGUGUAUGCCGUCGCUACUUCAGCUCCGUCCACAAAUAUUUGUUCAGACAAUGACCGAGGCCCUUCGUCAUCAAAUAUUUAUACGGGCAAUGUCUCUGAGCCGUCAGCAUCAAUGCCAUGCGCAACGUCUGGUUCAUUGCCAUCAUGCCUAAAUACUCACCCAGCCCUAGCAUCAGGUUGUUCAUCUCCGAACGCAUCCACAGCCUCCACUGCCAGUUCACCAUCCUCAAAUCAAGUGCCGACAGCUUCUUCGUCAGAAAUUUAUUCGCAUCCCGUCCCAGGAACUUCAAGUUCCAGUGUAUGUUCAGACCCCAUCCCGAAUACAUCCUCAAUCGGACGUAACAAAAGAACCACAGCAAAGCAGAGACGGAAGUCGUCUACGAAGUCAGCAUCAUCAUUAACAAGGAUUUCAGAACAACCAAUGGCGCUGAGAGCACCGUUUUAUGGAAUAAAGAUGAUCGAGACCUGGUUGUCAUCAGAUUUUAGGGUGGUCACUGCACCACCACCACCGCCACCGCCUAAGAAGAAGUCCAACGACCCAUCAGAAGCCAGAGGGGUAACUAUGUCCCCAGAACCUGAAAUUGACGAGACUGAGCAAUGUAUCGGGGCAAAAUUUUCAACUAUAAAGGACAUCAUAAACUACGGCCCGAGCUAUUUCGAUUGCCUGUGUCUGCAAUGUGACCAUUGCAAUUAUAUUUAUAAAAUGUUGAAUAAGUAUAAACAGGAUUCCAGUGCAGCCAGACAUGUAGAGGUCGGGAUGAGGAAGCGGAAACACGAGGAAUCCUUGACCGUGGAGCGUCAAGAAGCGUCGGAUUCCAUGGUCAUCGAGGUUUCAGACAGUGAGGAUAUAAAUACGAUCGACCUUACCGGUGACACCGAUGACCUCAUGCAAGAUAGUGAAGCUUCAAACUGCUCUCCAAAGCCAGCUAACAGUAGCAACCCGCAGCCAGAGAAUGGCAGCCAGCAGAAUGAAGCGCAACGCGAUUCACCAGGUGAAAGGUUGCAGAAUCAAUUAGCAAGGAAUCUAGCGCAGCGGAUACAAACACAACAGAGCCAAAGACGAAUUCAACAGAGGCAGAGACAGCGUGUCGGCCGACAGGCGGGUUCCUCGUUACGUGGCCGACAGAGAAUUGUACCGAGGGCGGUCCAGCGGCCAUUGAGGCGGGUAGUUGUUAAUAAAGUUGUGAACAGGAGAUCGCUAACGAGGUACUCAUACCAGACGAGCAAGCACUCUGAUAACGUGUCCAGGAUACUGCGAGACAAGAUCAUCACCGCUCCCGUGUUCUAUCCGACUCUAGAGGAAUUUUCGGAUCCCAUGGCCUAUCUCGAGAAGAUUAUGAAAUUUACGAAGAAAUACGGUAUCUUCAAACUAGUGGCGCCAGACGAAUAUGAACCCACUUGUACUAUAUCCGAGAACUUUAAAUUCAGUACAUCCCAUCAAUACAUAGCUCGGUUCUUCAAUCGCUGGGGUCCCGCUGCUAGGGAACUAUGUACCAUGAGGGCUUAUUUAGCUACACAGAACGUUCAUUUCAAACGAGGGCCUUUGCUAGGUGGUCUAGAGGUCGAUCUGCCCAAAGUGUUCCAUAUCGUCCAAAGACUGGGCGGCUUAAAGACUGUCAUGGACAAAAAGAAAUGGCAUCGCAUCGCCGAAGAAUUGAACCUUAGAAAUUUACGUAACCCAGAGAAGAAGUUUGAUAAUUUAUUCCUAAAGUACUUGUUGCCAUACAACAGUCUGACUAAAAGAGAACGGCAGGACAUGAUGAUGAAGGUGGAACAGAGGUGGAUCAAGAAGAACAAUAGACUGAUGAAGCGUGUCGUGAACCCGCUGUACCGGCAGAAACGUAUGCUGGGAGAGAUUGAGUCGUCCGACGAGGAAGCCGAGGACGAGGACUAUCUCACAGAGGCGCUCAAUCUCGCCGAAGACUGUAGUCAACUAGGACGGAAGAUGGGUCUCGAGGCCUUCAAGAAGAUUGCCGGAACCGCAUUCAAUAUGUACUUCCCGGAUGAGAAGGCUCAGCCCACUGUAGCUGAGAUCGAGGAGAAGUAUUGGAACAUUGUGCUGCUGGGCACCCAGCAUGUGUCGGUUAACACGGCAUUCAUAGAGAGCGGCGUAGAAGGAAACAUAUCACCCAAAAGCAAGACGAGUGAUGCUAUCACCACCAGCCCCUGGUAUUUGAAGAAUCUGAGUACCGACAAGAGUAAUGUCCUACGCUUGCUCGGCUCGUUGGCUGGUAUGACAGUGCCGUCGCUCCACGUGGGGAUGGUGUUUUCAACCAGUUGCUGGCACCGCGACCCCCAUGGGUUACCAUGGAUGGAUUACUUGCACCAAGGGACAGAGAAGAUAUGGUACGGAGUACCCAGCCACGAAGGGCAGAACUUCCGUUGCGCUCUGGAAACUCUCUGCCCUACUCUGUGCCAGAACAAAACUUUGUGGCUACCCUCCGAGAUCGCAAUGACACCGCUCAACCUCCUGUUAGACCGCAACAUCAAACUGACACGCUGCGUACAGCGGCCGGGCGAAUUCGUGUUCGUCAACCCCCAGGCGUAUUCUAGUUCGGUGUCCACUGACUUCACUGUUUCGGAGAGCGUUUACUUCGCUACCGAGUCCUAUUUCGAAAACGUCAAUCAGGCCUUCCAGGAGUUGAAGGAGAGCUGCGAGCCGUCGUCGUUUUCGCUGGAACAGCUGCUGAUAUCCGCGGCCAAGGAUCCGCAUCUAUCACCGAACGUUCUGGAACACGUCAACAAACAUCUCAACGACAUAGUGUCCGAAGAGCUCUCCUUCAGGAGGGCGCUCACCGACCUCAAAGUACCGUUGCUGCUGAAUAAAAACCGUCCAACAAUAUGGAGUGCUCGUGAUGACGAUGAAUGCCAAGUCUGCAGGACGGCGUUGUAUUUGUCGCGUGUAACGGGACUUUUUAAGAACGCCUCCGUGUGUCUGCAACACGCUCUGAGACUGAUCAACUUGAAAAAAGGGGCCGAGCUGAAGGCGUUGAUAGCGACCCUCGCGAUGGAAGUGACGAUAAGCAAUCAAGAGCUACACGACAUCGUCGUUAAACUGCAGAGGAGACUGUCGCAGAGAGCGAAGUGAUGUGCAGUGAUAGGGAUUGGUUAGGGCACUACACGCGCUACUCUAGGCGAGCUGUCAAAGAUUUCACUAUACAAAAUAGUUAAAAAAAAAAAUUUAUACGUCAAAUUAUCCCCAGUUUGAAUAUCACACUAAACACUCAGCGUUUUAACUAUCUAGAUCACAAACCUACCUAUCGUGUUAAAGUAUAACAAAAAACUGGUAACUCUGCGUGUGUAGUAUGCCAUAAUGAUAAUUUGUAUUGAAAUUUCAUAUCUCUUAUAUACAAACCUGGCAAUGAUUGUUUAUGUAUAGGAAUAUAUAAGAUCCGUGCCUAUGUGACAACCCUUAUAUAUAUAUAUAUAUUAAUUUUAUUUCGCAUGAAGAAACGCGCUCUGAAUUUACGAAGUCAAGACAAAAAAAUAUUUAGUGCCAUCGAAUUUAGAACUGAGCGUACACAAUAAGUUAACUAGCUUGUAAGACGUACAAUUAUUUUGCUUUAAUUAUUAAUUAGGUAUAAAUUAUUUAAUUAUUAAUUGUCCUAGAUCUUUGUAAUAUCACAUGGAUGUCAUCUCUACUGUAUAAGCUAAGAAUGUACUUUUGUUUCGGUAUUCGAUCACUUAGUUUAAUGAACAAAAAAAAUUAAAUUAUUUUGUUUGACUUAGACUUAGUCUUAGUACUGUUUGAUGUCAGACAUCUUCACCUACAACAUCAGCUUCUGAUAUAACGUAAAUUAACGAAUUAUGUAAUGAAAUGGUGUGUUAAAAAAUAUAUUACAAAGGGUUCGUUAAUUAAAAGCGUGUGUGUUGUGUGAGGGAGUGUACAUUGUAAGUGUGUAAUAGUUAUUAAUGAUAUUUGCCAAGGAAAUGAUCGGACGCUGAUCAGAAGACAACCCGCCGGAAACAUUAGUGGGGCUGAUUGUACCCGGGGGUGCUGAGGACGAGCGUCACCCGGACAUGCCGUACCCUUAGUACGAAUUGAUUGAAUUAUUUUAAAGUAUAUUUUUUUGCGUCCCGCCAUCCCCAACGUGGUACACGCAGCGUCCAAUAAUGUUUUAAAUUUAAAGAUUUUUUUGUGAGUGCACACAGUCAGUUUGUGAGUUUGGAAGCGUUUUACUUACUGUACGAUAUCGAUAAGCAUUGAACUGAAUAUUUUUUUAUUAUAAUUAAGAAAAAACCUUAUAUGAUCUCCUUGAUGGUUUUAAAUUUAUAUUCGAUGUAGUUUAGAAAACAAAAGAGAAAGGCUGAAAAUCGUAUUUUAGAGGAUUUCAUGGUAGGGAUGCAGGAUAGUAUCAGCGGCUACUGUCCUGUACGCACUGGUUCUGACCAAAGUCGGCUGUAAUUAUGUUAUGAUUUGACAAGGCCUUAAACCGUAGGUACUUUAAAUGUAAGACAAAAUAGUAUUGUGACAUUAUUUUUUUUUUUUUUUGAAAAUUUAUAACGAUUGAAAAAAAAAUACUACUGUAUUGUAAACGUUGCAUCCCACAGGGUAAGCUCUAGGCUCCUUAAGAUAAGACGAAGGUGUGACCUUCGUACUUCUGUGUAACAGGCGUGGAGGCGGAGUCUACGAUUAAAAUUAAAUAAUACCGACUAUAAGAAAUUAUUUUUAAAUUUUUAUCAGAAUUUAUAAGGAUUUGUUUACAUCACAGACAUCGCAGAGUAAUGUUGUACAUACACAGGCCGGAUUGCGAGUAUCUUUUUUCAUUGAUGCAUUUCGAUAAAUAAAAACGAUUAUAUUUAAUCCUUGUUAUUUCAGUUUCCUAGCAACCAUUCAUGUUUAUAGUUAAAGUAUUUUAGUGCAGAUCAAUUACUUAUCAACAACUCAAAUUGUAUAUAUAUAUAUAUAUAUAUAUAUAUAUAUAUAUAUAUAAAGCCGCCUCGCCGAUGUAUUUGAUUAAUUAAUAGCGCUUCAAUAGGGCCUCGAAAAUCAAAUUACCCCUGCCCACCGGCCGUCUAGGCGAGGACGGUCGAUCAAUGAUUUAAAACAUGCGCAAAUAAACUACAGGGCGUGGGUUUAGUUUGAAUAAGCUAUUUUAAGUGUGUACUAGCCUUUAUUUAUCGAUAGCGUUCCUAACCCAUAAGCUGGGCUGUAAUGUCACAUGUUCUCACUCUUUGAAAGUAUUGAAUAUAGUAUCGAGAAAAAUAUAUAUUUUUGGCUUUUUAUUCCGUUUUAAAAAUAAAAACAUUUACCAAAUCA